This is a messenger RNA of Rhagoletis zephyria (snowberry fruit fly), 1392 nucleotides long. The record is from RefSeq and is a predicted model, not a curated record. NCBI's taxonomy places the organism in Eukaryota, Metazoa, Arthropoda, Insecta, Diptera, Tephritidae.
AUGUCUUCGCUACUUGACAACAUCUCACCGGCGAGCUUCUUCUACUACUCGCUAAUCUGUACCACUUUGGCCAACUUAUGGGACAUUUACUUGCACUACCGCCAGCAUAAAGUCUACAAGGCGAAGAGUAAGGUGCCAAUUGAGUUGGCACCCUACAUCGACGAAGACAACUUUGCUAAAUCGCGACUCUACAAUAUUGACAAGAGCAACUAUGGAUUCUUUCGUGAACUGUUUGGCCUGCUACAGAAAUCCAUUUUCGUGUGGUUCUACUUGCCCGCCAAAUUCUGGGGACUUUCCGUUUACCUUACUCAGCGGUGGCUCGGAUACGAGCACGAAAUCACCUCGACAAUUUUAUUCUUCUUCAUCUCUUCGUCAAUCACUUCAAUUAUCGAUUUGCCCUUUUCGUUGUACUCUAACUUUGUCAUUGAAGAGCGACAUGGUUUCAACAAGUACACUCUGAAGUUUUUCAUUUGGGACACUGUCAAGAAGUUUAUCGUCUUUCAGCCAAUCGUUUCGGCACUGAUCGGCGGCUCUUGCUGGAUUGUGUUGAAGUUCGAGGACCAGUUUUUUCUCUACCUUUGGCUCUUCUCCAGCACUAUGGCUAUUGUCUUUAUGAUCAUCUACCCUUCUCUGAUUGCGCCCCUAUUCGACAAGUACACCCAACUACCUGAUGGCUCUCUGCGAUCUCGAAUUCAGCAACUGGCUCACGAAAUCAACUUUCCACUGAAAAACAUUUAUGUAGUUGACGGAAGCAAACGCAGUAGCCACUCAAAUGCCUACUUUUAUGGCGUCUUUAAGGCUAAGCAGAUUGUUCUGUACGACACUCUGUUUGAAAGUGAAAAGGAAGGCGAAUCAAAGGACACUUCUGAAUCGGAGACCAGUGAAAAGGAUAAACUGGUCAAGGACGAUACAAAGCCCGCUCCAAAAAGAACUGGUUGCACUGAAAAGGAAAUUGUGGCGAUUAUUUGCCACGAACUUGGUCACUGGAGUCACUCUCACAUUUACAAGAAUCUUCUAAUUUCGCUGGUCAACAUGUUUUUCAUUUUCAAAGUCGCUUCUAUCUUUUACAAAAGCUCGGUCAUCUACGAAGCGUUUGGAUUUGACUCUUCACACAAGCCCGUUUUUAUCGGAUUGCUCUUAGUGAUUGAGAACAUCUUUUUAAUCUACUUUGAGGUCUUUAACUUUGCUAUGAGCAUCAUCAGUCGUCGAUUUGAAUUUCAGGCCGAUAACUUUGCUAAGAACCUCAACUUCCGCGCGGAACUGAUUAGUGCACUCAUCAAGCUAAACAAGGACAACCUUAGCUUCCCGGUGUAUGACUGGCUUUACUCUGCUCUCAUUCAUUCCCAUCCACCUAUCUUGGACCGAAUUGAUGCACUGAAAAAGAUUGAUUAA